Corythoichthys intestinalis (scribbled pipefish) is the source of this 2275-nucleotide messenger RNA. RefSeq names its product gastrula zinc finger protein XlCGF57.1-like. The record is from RefSeq and is a predicted model, not a curated record. The transcript is spliced from 2 exons. NCBI's taxonomy places the organism in Eukaryota, Metazoa, Chordata, Actinopteri, Syngnathiformes, Syngnathidae. The coding region runs from base 145 to 1971 and encodes 608 amino acids.
CUUCCGGUUCACUUGACGCAACGUCCGUGUACCCUCGCCACACUACUUGUUCUUUCGUGUUCGCUUCUCUUAACCAAACGAGCUCCUCGAAAGCAUUCUAAUCGGUGUACCACUGACGUGACUGAAGAAGAUAUUCACCCAGGAAUGUGCGAUCACACCCAUGUUAAACACGAGGAGGAGUCGGAUAUGCCGUACAUCAAACAGGAGGCAGAGCCAGAGACUCCCCACAUUAAAGAAGAAGAACAGGACAAUGAAAUAAUUGCGGUGACCGUCGGUGUGAAGAGCGAAGAAGAUGAAGGUCCAAGCGAAGAGAGCGGAGCAACGAAACAUAUGAGCGACAGCUCAUAUCAACACCUGGCAACAAAGGGAGAGGGACGUUCCCAACCGGACGAACUAUUAGCUCCGCUUUCGGACAGCGGCGACCUAACAUCACAUUCUUCUGACUUUAACACAGAUGAGGAGGAGAAUGACUUUGACCAAAAUGCUUCGAAAUCCUCAAACAAGCCAUCAUUGAAUAGAGACGCAAAAAAAUGCGCGGAUUGUAAACCUUAUAUCUGCACACUUUGUGACAAAAGUUGUUCUCGGAAAAGUCAUUUAGAACAGCAUAUGCUUACACACACCGGAGAAAAGCCUUUUGUCUGCACAUAUUGUGGUAAAAGAUUCAGCGUGAAGGCAAAUUUAAAAAGACACGUGAAAACACACACUGGAGAGAAGCCUUUUCCCUGCUCAGUUUGUGGUAAAAGAUUCAUAGAUAAGGAGACUUUAAACAGACACUCAAGAACGCACACUGGAGAGAAGCCUUUCGCCUGCUCAGUUUGUGGUAAAAGAUUCACAAAUAAGGGAUCUUUAAAGGGACACGCAAGAACGCACACUGGAGAGAAGCCUUUCCCCUGCACACUUUGCGACAAAAGAUUUUUUCGAAAGACUAAUUUGGAGCUGCAUAAGUGUACACACACUGGAGAAAGCCCUUAUGUGUGCACACUUUGUGACAAAAGUUGUUCUCGGAAAAGUCAUUUAGAACAGCAUAUGCUUACACACACCGGAGAAAAGCCUUUUGUCUGCACAUAUUGUGGUAGAGGAUUCAGCUUGAAGACAAAUUUAAAGAGACACGUGAAAACACACACUGGAGAGAAGCCUUUCCCCUGCUCAGUUUGUGGUAAAAGAUUCACAGAUAAGGGAACUUUAAACAGACACGCAAUAACGCACACUGGAGAGAAGCCUUUCCCCUGCUCAAUUUGUGGUAAAAGAUUCACAUAUAAGGGAACUUUAAAGGGACACGCACGAACGCACACAGGAGAGAAGCCUUUCCCCUGCACACUUUGCGACAAAAGAUUUUUUCGAAAGACUAAUUUGGAGCUGCAUAAGUGUACACACACUGGAGAAAAGCCUUUUGUCUGCGCAGUUUGUGGUAAAAGAUUCCUCCAGAAAAGAAAUUUCAACAAACACAUACGCACUCACACUGGAGAGAACCGUUUUGCCUGUGCACUUUGUGACAAAAGAUUUUCUGAGAAGUCUCAUUUAGAAAAUCAUAUGCAUACACACACUGGAGAAAAGCCUUUUGUCUGCACAUUUUGUUGUAAGAGAUUCACCGAAAAGAGAAAAUUAACCAAACACCUAAGAACCCACACUAGAGGGAAGCUUUUUCCCUGCACAAUUUGCAACAAAAGAUUUUCUCAGAAGAUUAAUAUAGAAAGACACAUGCGUAUACACACUGGAGAAAAGCCAUUUGCCUGCUCAGUUUGUCAUCAAAGAUUCUGUCAGAAGGGAACUUUAAGCAGACACGCUAGAACGCACACUGGAGAGAAGCCUUUCCCCUGUUCAGUUUGUGGUAAAAGAUUCACAGAUAAGGGAACUUUAAACAGACACGCAAGAACGCACACUGGAGAGAAACCUUUUGCCUGCUCACUUUGUCAUCAAAGAUUCACUCAGAAGAGCCAUUUGGUGUCGCACGCAACAAUCCACACUAGGUAAUGAGUAAUGUAAGGAUAUGUCGACUGACAACUAGUUGAAUGACACCUCUGUAUCGUUUUCGCAAACUGUAAUUAAAUUUGAGGAGGUUGACAGGAACCCUGCCACACACAAAACACUACAAGUGUGCGUCACUUCCCCCUUUCCUCAUUCGUUAUAAAGACAGAAGUCGAUGCAAACGCUUUUGCCCGAUUUCUAUGGCAGAGCAACGGAGACAAAAAUUUUUGUUCGAGGAGGAAAGAAAAAAGGGAUGCUAGCAGAAUACUCAAGAAUAAACAUUGGUCUAGCUUUCACUUGCUGGCGUGAU